GUUGGCAAAGCGUUUGCGCCAAUGUAACCAGUUAAGUUAUGAGUUGGAAAUAGUUUAGAGGUGCUGGUUAUUGAAAUAAAAUUCAGUUACUUAGUGUUUAUUGAAAGCUUUACUACGCGUGGCAUGUAAUAGUUUUCUCAUUUGUGUAACACAAACCAUAUUUUCUUUUUGAAAAAUUGCAAUUUAUGGAGUUUUUUUCGAGAUAUGAAAAAUAAAGAUUUAAAAUGUCGAACAUCAUCAACACCGGAGAAAAUUUUACCAACAUCCCUCCAACGGAAACUCUAGCUCCAUCUACAAACGCACAAUGUUCUACUUAUACAUUUCCGGAACCGACCCGAUCACCUGAAACUAGAGGUCAUCUUCGCAGCGUAAGUCAUGGGGGUAGCAGUUCCGCCGUUGUAGUAGGUCGGUCGGCUAUGAAAGGUGCGCGGGGUCAUCAAAGAGCUCUAUCUCAAGGGCAAAUGUUUGAUUCUAGCGGACCACCUCAUAAACCAGGUCAUAGCAGAGUUGGCUCGAAAACAGAUUUUAUAUUACCUCCUGGACAUAAAGAGUCCGAUGCAACUCCAGCGCCUAGAGGAUCCGUGAAAUCGGGACACUCGAGACAGGCUUCUAGAUCCGAUUCCAUUUACACAUUAAGAAGAUCUGCUCCGCCACCGUUAUGGAGAAGAGUGCUUUGCGCCAUAAUCCGCCGUUCUCCAAAAAACGAAGAUAUCGAAGAACGUUACCGUAUAGUUGUUCCUAAUCACAUAGUGCCCCCAAAAACACCCCGUAAAGAACAUCCGAACGGUCGUAGACCUAAUAAUAGUAUCAGGACUACAAAAUAUACGCUUCUUUCGUUCCUUCCGCGUAAUUUACUCGAACAGUUCCACAGAGUGGCGAAUUUGUAUUUUAUUUUUAUCGUUUUGCUCAAUUGGUUUCCGGCAAUAAAUGCGUUCGGUAAAGAAAUCGCAAUGGUUCCGGUGAUGUUCGUGCUCGGAGUUACAGCCGUUAAAGACUUGUUCGAAGAUCGUAGGAGACAUUCUAGUGAUAAGAGGAUUAAUAAUUCCACAUGUAGAAUAUAUAAUAGUGAAGCCUGUCGGUACAAAAAAGUAUUAUGGAAAGAAGUCAGAGUUGGUGAUUUGAUACAUUUAUCGAACAAUGAAGUUGUCCCAGCCGACAUUUUAUUAUUGCGAUCUAGCGAUACUAGUGGCCUGUGUUACAUCGACACCGGUCACUUGGAUGGUGAAACUAACCUCAAACAAAGACAAGUUGUUAGAGGAUUUGUUGAAAAGCAAAAUUUCUUCGAGCCUAGUAAAUUUAGAAGUACGGUGGAAGUAGAAGCUCCUACGACAAAAAUCUAUAGAUUUCAUGGUGCAAUCGUUCAUCCAGAUGGAAGUAGAGUACCUGUUGGAACUGACAAUUUAUUAUUAAGAGAGUGCCUUUUGAAAAAUACAGAUUUUAUUGAGGGAAUCGUUGUUUAUGCAGGUCAUGAAACUAAAGCAAUGUUAAAUAAUGGGGGUCCCAGAUAUAAGCGAUCUUCAGUAGAGAAGCUAAUGAAUCAAGAUGUGAUUUGGUGUGUGCUUAUAUUAAUUUUAUUAUGCGUAUUAGGAGCAGUCGGAUGUAAAAUUUGGAUCAGUUCCUAUAACGAUUUACAAGCGCCUUACAAAGAAAGUGAUAGUGCUUCGGGAGAAGCUUUCUUAACUUUUUGGACUUUUAUUAUUAUUUUACAGAUUAUGAUUCCUUUAUCAUUAUAUGUAACCUUAGAAAUGUGUAAGAUUAUACAAGUAUAUCAUAUCCAUAAUAAUACUGAUCUCUAUGAUCCCGUCACGGACAAGAGAACUGAAUGUCGUGCCUUAAAUAUAACCGAAGAACUUGGUCAAAUCCAAUAUAUUUUUUCUGACAAAACUGGUACACUAACAGAAAACCGAAUGAUAUUCAGAAGAUGUGCCAUAGCAGGAUUGGAUUAUGAGCAUGUUCUUGAAAAUGAAGGAAAUGGGAGCGGUGAAACAUCAAAUCUAUGUUGUUCUGUUGCUGUGAAUAGUAGACUUAUGUCAGAAUUAGGUGGUAUUUUCACAGAUCAAGUUUCUAUCUCUAAUAACAAUCAUUCUUCUCGGAUUGAAGAAUUCCUAUUAUUGUUAGCAAUUUGUAAUACAGUUGUUUGCGCAAAACAUCCACAUCAUGAUUUAAUGAAUGCAAGCGGUGUCAUCGAGGAUACUUCUUUCGAUAAAUUAGAACAGAACUCCAGCGAGAAUAGUUCCACUAGUACUGUAUCACAAUCUGUAACAUCAAAUGACAAGUACAGUCGCUUGGAAGAAUCGCGUUCAGUAACUCCGUCCCCACCAUUAAAUUCCUAUUUAUUUGAUUCUAAGAGGCAUCAACAUGUUCCUACCCUUUCUCCUAUAGACUCUAUAGAAUCAUCACCUUCGUUUGAAACACCACAGACUGAUGUUACUGUUUCUAAGGCUAAUCGACCUAAAUUGCUCAAUAUACCAUCCAUAAAUUUCCUUAAAAAAGGUACGAAUUUGACUGAUGAACAAAAAGCAAAAUUAAAUGUAUCUGUGACACCAUCACCUUAUGAUCGUAAACCAAUUUUUGAAGCAGAAAGUCCAGAUGAAUUGGCAUUAGUAGAUACUGCCUACAAUUAUGGAAUAAAACUUAUCAAAAGAACUCCGACUUUUGUUAAUAUUGAAACUCCCGAUAAGGGAAAACUGCAUUUUGAAAUUCUGAAUGUACUAUCUUUUGAUUCUGUACGAAAGAGAAUGAGUAUCAUUGUGAAGCAUCCAUUAACAAAACAGAUCAUCAUGUAUACAAAAGGAGCCGAUUCAGCAAUCUUGCCACAAUUAACCCCUGUUGAAGAUGAUUCUGAACAGAAAUUGAUAAUAAAUAGAACACAACAACAUUUAAACAAUUACUCUAGGGAAGGUCUUCGGAUUUUAGUAAUGGCAAAACGUGUUUUGGCUCAACAUCAAUAUGACGAAUGGCAUCGAAAACAUCAAGAAUUAGAACUUAGUUCAGACAAUUUAGAAAGAAAAAUAAGAGACAGUUACUGCAGUAUUGAAACUAAUCUGACUUUAUUGGGAGCUACAGGUAUUGAAGAUAGGCUACAAGAGGGGGUUCCAGAGACUCUUGCAAAUAUAAUUUCAGCAGGAAUAGUAGUGUGGGUGUUAACAGGAGAUAAACCGGAAACGGCAAUCAAUAUAGCUUAUUCAGCAAAAUUAUUUUCUCCUCAAAUGGAACUAUUAAAAAUUAUGGCACGAUCCAAAGAAGCCGCAGAAAGAACUAUUCAUUUUUACUUGGCAGAUAUAGAACGCCAGGAAAAAGAAAGGCAAGAAGACAGUAGGAUACGGCCCUUAAAUAGUAUUGGGUCUUCACAAAUCUCAAAUAAAUCUAAAACUAGAGCUUUGGCUGUUGAUGGAAAAACUUUAACUUUUAUUUUAGACAGGCGAGCAAAUCUUACAAAACCAUUUUUAAAACUGACAACAUACUGUAAUUCAGUAUUGUGUUGUAGAGCCACACCGCUACAGAAAGCUUAUAUUGUUAGGGUAGUUAAAGAAGAAUUUAAAAAAAGGACAUUGGCUAUUGGCGAUGGGGCAAAUGACGUAUCGAUGAUUCAGACUGCCGAUGUUGGCAUUGGCAUAUCAGGUCAAGAAGGUAUGCAAGCUGUAAUGGCUGCAGAUUUUGCAUUACCCAGGUUCAAGUAUUUGGAAAAGUUCUUAUUAGUUCACGGUCAUUGGAGCUAUGAUAGACUUUCGAGAAUGGUUUUAUAUUUUUUUUAUAAAAAUGCUGCAUUUGUGUUCCUCUGUUUUUGGUACCAGAUGUAUUGUGGAUUCUCUGGAACAGUGAUGAUCGAUCAAAUGUAUCUUAUGUUAUAUAAUCUAUUAUUUACUUCAUUACCUCCUUUAGCUAUUGGUGUGUAUGAUCAAGAUGCUCCUCAACAAAUCCUAUUGAAGAAUCCAUAUUUGUAUAGUCGGGGACGUUUAGGAAAAGUGUAUAGGUCAUUUUCAUUUUGGUUAACAAUGUUAGAUGCACUUUUUCAGAGUACGGUUAUAUUUUUUAUAUGUGAAUACGCUUAUGACGAUACAGAUGUGGAUGUAUUUGAAUUUGGGACUGCUGCAACUACUUGCUGUAUGUUUGUCAUGCUUUUCCAUGCUUCCAUCGAAAUGCGUUCCUGGACUAUUAUUCAUGCAGCAUCUAUAGUUUUAUCUAUAGGAGCCUUUUACCUCUAUUCCUUAAUAUACAACACCUACUGUGUCAAUUGUUUUGGAUUGCCUAGCACCUAUUGGACCAUUCAAAUAGCUAUGUCAAGACCUACAUAUUGGUUGGUAACUCUAUUAUCCUGUGUAGUGGCUUUAUUACCAAGAGUUUUGUACAGGGUGAGCCAAACACUUUUUUCACCAGAUGAUAUCAUUCAAGCAUUAAUUUUCGAGCAAAGAGCAACUAGAAGAGGUGAGACGUUUUUGGUAUCUUGGUCAAGGUCAACAUCCUCAUCCUCUAUAUACAGAGCCAGCAAUCCAAGGACUCAGAAUAACCCUUUGACGAUCGUGGGAUGAGGGAUGUGUUCAUGCAAAGUGAUCCUUAUACAAUUAUUUAUAAGACAACAAACUGAAUGCUUACAUUUGAAAGGCUGUGAUUUAUACUUUUUAAGGGACCAACUAAGUUAUUUAUUUUUUUAUUAACUUACCUACCUGUUACUGAUUAGUGCAACAAGUAUAUUUGUGCCAUUUUUGUUUUCUAUUAAUUUUAUCUAUCGAGUUACAUUUCAUAGAGUAUUUAUUAAAAUAGUAUUUUACCAAUA
This is a messenger RNA of Diorhabda sublineata, 4774 nucleotides long. RefSeq names its product phospholipid-transporting ATPase VD. Bases 225 to 4529 code for a protein of 1434 amino acids. The record is from RefSeq and is a predicted model, not a curated record. NCBI's taxonomy places the organism in Eukaryota, Metazoa, Arthropoda, Insecta, Coleoptera, Chrysomelidae. Gene Ontology annotation, cellular component: plasma membrane. Gene Ontology annotation, molecular function: ATPase-coupled intramembrane lipid carrier activity; magnesium ion binding; ATP binding. The transcript has 18 exons. Gene Ontology annotation, biological process: phospholipid translocation.